UGACCUACCUUUCAUUGGGUGUACUACUAAGCAGGAAGUCGAAGCACUGUUUCUUUAAAUCAAAGGAACAAAUCACAACUUUAAGCGUAAUCAACAUUUGUCUAAGAUAAAGGCCUGCAACAAGUAUGGCUUCAAGGAAGAAAAAAGACUACACAAAAGUGUUAUCAAUUACAGAGUGUAAUAUCUGCCAUUUGGAUCUUUCCGACCCUCGUCGGAUAGAGUGUGGACACGUCUUCUGCCUCCAUUGUCUAAGUCAACACGUAAGUUGUUCGUCUUCUUGUCCAACUUGUAAACGACCUAUGAAGCCAAAAUUAGGAACGGUCGAAAACUACCCUGUUGCUAUGGAAAUUGUACACCUGCUGCAGUCUCUUCAAAAAGUUGCAAGUUGCGGCCAUAUAGUAGAUGAAGGAAGUUGUACUGAAGAUAAUGUAAAGGGUGAAGAAGAUGCGAACGAAUAUGAUGUAGUUGAUUCUGACCCAGAUCUGGGGGAGACUAAGACGUUACCUCAAAAAUCAAAAUCUGUCAUGUCGAACGAAGUGUGCGAUAUACAUGGACAAAGACUGGUUUCUGUUUGUACCACUUGUGAUGAUGAACUUAUCUGCGCCAAAUGCAGCAUCCAUUCUACCCACAAUAAACAAGAGAUAUCUGAACAUAAUAGGCAUCUCAAGCGACUACUCGAAAAACAAAGAGCUGAUUUACUCCAACGGGGAAAAGAUGACGGAGCAAAAGAAGAAAUAUUGCAGGAAAUGAUCGAAGAGCAAGUUCAACAAAAGGAAACCAUUAAAGACGAGAUAGAAGAAAUUGCCGAGGAAAUGUUCACACAAAUUCAUAUGAAAAAGGAAGAAAUGCUUUUACCUAUUGAGGAAAAGGCAGACGAAUACGUCAAACAACUGACGGAGAGGCAGGAGGAUAUCAAAGACAGGAUAUCUGUGUUCAGUCACAUCAGCAACAGGAUUGGAAAAAUUUCACAUGAUGACACAACAGACUACAGCAGAAAAGCAAAAAUAUUGGUUAAACAAGCAAACAUUGCACUCCAGAUAGAAUACAAACCUGUACCACGUUACCAGAACAUUGAGUUCACCAAGAAUGACAAAGUCCUAGAAGAUCUGUUAAAACUUCAGUUAGGUGAUGUAAAGGUAGAUGAAGUAUCAAUAGCGCAGGACGAGGAGGGUAAAGCGUCCGAUUUCAUUUCUGAUGAGGAGGAAGGAUACAAUGACUGUAAUUGCACGGACGAUGGCUCAGUCGUGCCUCCACCACCUCCUGUGAGACCAAAAUAUAAUUAUCCAUUACCUACACAUAUGUCACAGUCAUCUAUGGAUCCUCCACUUCCUCCACGACCUCAAAAUCAAUAUCAAAAUCAAAGUCCCCUAGCAUCUAAAAACGAAGAGGAAAUCUACUAUGACCUUGGCGAUUCCAUAUAUGUCAAUCCUAUACGGAAACAAAAGCACGACACGGAACCUCCAGAACAGAAAGAACAUAAACUGGACAGCCAUUUCACUCCACCGCCAUUAUCUCCCUUUUCAGGAACAUUUCGAAAAUCGGUCUCUUUACCAAUCGACAACCGUGCGUUUCAACAGAGAUUGCUUCACCGUGUAUUCCUCCCCUUUAGACCCUCGGGGUUCACGGUUGUCCGAGGUUCUAUGGGACACUACUUUACAUUUGUCACAGAUGAUUUCCACGUGAAAAUGUUCAGAGAGACUGGAGACUUAUAUAGGACAAUAACAGAUGUCGUCCGAGCGUUUGAUGCUGCAAGCCAACAACAUGGAGAGGCAUUGACGCCAUUGUACAUAACAGAUGAAGGACGAAGGACAGGAGAUGGAAGUGUCAAAGUGUAUACGUCCGAGGGAGAAUUCCAGAAAGUGUUGGUUGGAAAGCUUAAGAAACCACAAGGAAUUUCAAUAUCACGAGUGGGACUUGUUUACGUAUGUGACGAAGUAAAUAUCCUUGUGUUUUGUCCAAAAACGGGGAAAAGGAAGAGGAUAAUAUCUACCAUCGGGAAAGAUCCAAUUUUUGUACACCCAUUGUAUGUGAUGGUGAGCGCCACUGGAAAGAUCCUAGUCUCCGAUGUGGGCACUAGGGAGCUCAAAAUUCAUGACGAAACCCGAAAGUACACCGACAAGUUCAAACCAGACGAGGACGAAGGGGAGCUUUACACAAGCUUUACUCCUGGAAUGUGUGCCGAGGAUUCUUCUUCGAAUUAUUACGUCAUUGACCAAGAGAGAAACAUACUUUAUAUAUUGCGCGGUGGGGGGAGGUCAGAGAAGCUGGUGCUACCACAAAAACCUCAGGGGCACGAUGGAAUACCAACAACUGUUUCCUUUGCCAACGAUACGGGCAACAUUGUCGUGUUUUAGAUAAACGGAAACAGGGUAAUGUUUUGAUAAAACAAACUUAUGGCUGUACACACUCAAACAACGCAACACUACGUUAAUCAACAUUAUACCACAACGUCGAUCGUUAAUUAACCUUUAUGUAGUCCUGCUUUGUUAUCAACCAAACACUUGUUGGAUGAACUAGAUAGAAGAGUUCAGAAUCGCCUAAACUUGAUCAACAUAAAAACCACCCUAAAUUUGCCAAUGGCGUAAAAAUCCUAAAUGGACAAUUAAUACCAUUCUGAACUCUUUUCUACGCUAAAUUAAAGACGCUUUGGGUGCCCAAUGAGGAUACACACGAUAUUGUGGAGCAGUUCUACAACUACAACCAUUUCUACUUUGAGUAACUAAGGGUAUUUUAUUUUACAACGCACUCACCAACGCCCUAUUUAAAAAAUGAAAUAUCUAAAACAUGUAGGUGAUCAGAUUAAUAUCCACGUAGUACAUCGGGAACAAGUACACCUGGAAUUUAAACAUGUUGCUUAAAAUUAUUUAUUCUUUUUACCCUUUAACUUGGAGUUUGGUUUUUUCUACGUUUCAGUAUUUGUUGCUCAAUGUAAUCGGUUUGACACAAAGCCAGGCCGCUUUUGUGAAUGAGCACAAUUAUAUAUUAAAAUCAAUUAUAAUAGUAAUUAAAUUGUUCAAUGUUAAAAGUAAUCCUAUUGUUCCAUUAAAAUAGUUAUCCUAUUGUUCAAUGUAAAAAGUAAUCACAUUGUUCAAUGUAAAUAGUAUUCCCUUUGUUUAAUGUCAAAAGUAAUCCCAUCGUUUAAUGUACAAGGUAACCAAAUUGUUCAAUGUAAAAAGUAAUCACAUUGUUCAAUAUGAAUAGCAAUCCUUUUGUUCAAUGUAAACAGUAAUCCCAUUGUUCAAUAUAAAUAGCAAUCGCGUUGUUUUGUUUGGUCGAGCCAUGAAAUAUACACACAAAAAGGCAAGCAUAGAAAGCUAAUGUAUUAUUUAGCUGACAUGUUUUGUUGUUUAUACUUCUAUUUUGUCUCGUUCACAUUUAAAGACAUAGAGCUUGGUUAUAGACAUGGGGAGCUCGUCCAUACAUAAUGUAUCGUUUACAAGUUGAACAAUAUACUUACAUAUGUACAUAUCAUGUAAAUCAUGGCCCUAAUAUAUACUUACUUUAUACUACGGGAAUUGUUCUUAAGCAAACGAUAUACUUUGCUAUAUGACUAGUUUUGUUUGUUUGACUCCCGAGCACUUUGGUUAUCGAGCAGGCGAGUAUGACUUAUUUACUAAUAUAUGUGUUAUGUAUGUCUGUUUAGUUUUACUAAUUCAGAGGAAUCACGUUUGUGCUUAGGUAAAUGAAACUAUCUUUGUUUGGUGACUCUGAAUAGCUCACGUACAUCAGGGACGAGACCCAGUAUUUCUUCAUAACUAAUUAUUUGAUUUCCAUCAAACUUCACCAUUUUAUUUCGUAAUGUACAAAGAUUACUUUAUUUCAACAUGUUAAAUAGUUUAGGGUUCCUUUAAGGGUUGUACUUCAGGUAUAGGUUUGUGGGUGUAGACUACAAGUUUACGCUCAAGCUUUAGCAGUUUCAUUGUACCGGUUUGUCAACCAACUCGUCAUCAGCGAGUCCAGGUAUAAAUCCAGUAUUAACACAUAUUAUCUAGUUUAAAGGGACAUCCCGUUUCAAAUGUCCAGUUUGACCACUUGAAUUGUUCGGGAAUGCCUUGUUAAAAAAGUGCCAAAACGUCAUGUGACGGUUUUGAAACGAUGCAGUAAACACAGGUGGUCUGACCGAGAUGCAAAGUUUCCAAAGUGGCCUUCAGUAAGGGGCCGUCAGGCAGCUGCAACCUCUUACCGGACUAUGAAACCAUGGAAUAUGAUUUCACAGUCCGUGUUGAAACUUAUUGAAUCCUCUUAGCAGUAAUUAUUCAUCAUCAAAAGUUAAUUGCACACAUGCCAUUACUCAAAAUUAAAAUGUAGAAAUAUGUGUUGACCUAUCGGCAUUAUUUAUAGACACCAGGAAAUAUCUAUUACCGGAAUGUGACCAUAGUAAGCCAUAUAAGCCAUCACACACAAUAAACA
Messenger RNA from Mizuhopecten yessoensis (Yesso scallop), 4410 nucleotides. RefSeq lists its product as uncharacterized. The record is from RefSeq and is a predicted model, not a curated record. Gene Ontology annotation, molecular function: metal ion binding. The transcript has 3 exons. Lineage: Eukaryota; Metazoa; Mollusca; Bivalvia; Pectinida; Pectinidae. The coding region runs from base 126 to 2354 and encodes 742 amino acids.